Equus caballus (horse) is the source of this 6944-nucleotide messenger RNA. RefSeq names its product TNF receptor superfamily member 9 (gene TNFRSF9). Gene Ontology annotation, cellular component: external side of plasma membrane. NCBI's taxonomy places the organism in Eukaryota, Metazoa, Chordata, Mammalia, Perissodactyla, Equidae. The record is from RefSeq and is a predicted model, not a curated record. Gene Ontology annotation, molecular function: signaling receptor activity; protein binding. Gene Ontology annotation, biological process: negative regulation of cell population proliferation; apoptotic process.
GAGUAUAUUUCACAGUUUAUUUACUGGUGCCCUACUGAUAACAGGUUAUUUCCGGUCGUUUUCUGUACAGACAGCACAGCAUUGAAUGACAUUCAUCUGUCCUUGUGCAGGUAUAACUGGAGGGAAAAUUCCCCAGUGGGAAAUACAUUUGAGCGACUCCAUACAAGCACUCUCACCAGUAAUACAUGAGAUCAAACAGUAUUUUGCAGAUGUCAAGUGUUUCUGUUUUGUUUUGGUGGGGGAGGAAGAUUGGCGGUGAGUUAACAUUUGUGCCGUUCUUCCUCUAUUUUAUGUGGGAUGCUGCCACAGCGUGGCUUGACCAGUGGUGGGUUCAGGUACAGGUACACGCCCAGGAUCUCAACCUGUGAACCGUGGGGCACCAAAGUGGAGCGCAUGAACUUAACCAUUACGCCACUGCACAGCCCCUCAACUGUUUAGUUUCAAUUUAGAUAUUAAAAACACGUUUAUUUUCAAGAAAUAACGUUAAUUUUCUUUGUUGGUUUACAAAGGACUUUCAUAUAUCGUGGUCCUUACAAUGGUGGUGAAGAUGGUUUUUAUUCAAUUUUAAAAAUUGUAAGUACAUUCAUUUAUGCAGUAAUCUGCACUCGUGCAAAAAUUUUAAAUGUCUUUAAUCAUUUCACAUUUUAAGAAGAAAACGUUUUGGGAGUUCUGGAAUGACUUCACCUUUGGCUGUUUGCAAAGGUGACAGGCAAAAAACGCCCCCUUAUAGCUUUGAAGGAGCAUGGGAAAUAGAAGAGACAGACAGGGAGAGGAGGCAAGUGGUCAGACGUGCACCUCAAGAACCAAGGAGGGAUUCAGGUAAAUGGAAGGAAACCCAAGAGAAGACAGGCUGUUCUGCUCUAGUUCCCAUAAUAAACUCUUGUAAGGAGCCAGCCAUGCUGGUGGCCUGCUGCAGCAGGAGAUAGCCACAGCAAAAUAAAAAUGGUGAGACAGAUGGUUUAGCAGUGAAAGAAUGAGCCUAGUUAACAUUCCUGAGACAGCUGCAUUACCGUCAAGAUCUGAAAUGGACCUGAGUCAGCGUUAGUUUUUAUCAAAUGAAUACACUGCACACAGUUUUAAAAACUCGAAUAUUACUCUGGUAGAUGGGAUUAUUUUUUCAGAAAUACUCUUUCCUCUUCCACCUGCAAGAGUGAAGGGUACUUCUGCACCUUGACUUUGGGGUUGCCUUUGUUUGGGCUAAUGAAAUGUUAGCAGACAUGACCUGAUCAAAGCUUUGACAAGCACUGACCUGAUGAUUGGGCUUGCUCUCUUGUAGUUUUGUAUCACCUUCUUGGAAAGAAAGACCUUUCCCCCAGGGAAGUUACUGCCGCCCUCUCCACCUGGUUUUCAGAACGAACACGUGGCACAGAGCUGCCCCCGCCAAGCUGUGCCUGUACCUGAAGCAGGUCAUCACAGCUAAAAGGGAGACUGUGGUACUCAGACUGUGUCACACAGCAAUAGCUCCCUGAUACUGCAUCGAAAGGCUCAUAGUGAAAACCAGCAGCCUUCUAACUCAGUCCUUCCUGUCCCUCAGCCCUGCUCUCCAGAAGCAAAUAUUUUCAACUCUUUAAAUUAUUGCUUCUGGUCAUCUUCUCAGUGUUUCUAAACAAUAUGCUAAUGCUGUACAUAAAUAUAUUUUCCAUCUGUUGGUUGUAGACAUUAUAGAUUGACUUCCUGGCAGGUCUGAACAUAAUUUUGAUUUCACAGAUGCAGAGGUUGAGGUCCAGAGGAGUGAAAUGACUGUAUGAAGUCCUGCAGAGUCUUGGUCAAAUUCAGAUAUUCUGAUGCCAAAUUUCACACUCCACCCACCAUAGAGUCUAUCAGUAUUACUUAUUAACAAGUCAUGACACUCUUUUAACUUGAGAGUUCAUACCUAUUUCUCAUCACAUAUUUAUAGAACAAAGCCAAAAAGUUAAACCAUUUACCAGAAAAUAUUGACACCUCUUAGUUCAGUCCCUUAUUUCCAUGUCGGACAACCCCAUCCAACCACUACAUUUUAUAUUCAAUAUUUGACAAGUCUUUGGGCCUUGUGGGAAGUACAAACUAAAAGACUAUUUUCAAGGAGCUUAAAAUUGUCAGUUUCUUGCAGCAGUUGCAACAUUUCAUUAAGAGGUACUGUUCUGCCUUGUGGCCCUCACAAUUCAACAAUGGAGAAAUGUUGUUGAUAAUGUCAGCGAAGGAGUUCAAGACAUGCCACUUCUAAAUAUGCUGCCUUAGCAUAUUGAUUAUUUUGAGUUAAAGGCAUUUGGAAAACAACAUCUUUAAGCAGGGCACUCUGAUUCCCACUUUUUCUUCCUGAAAGCAGAAGAUGAAACUCAUAUGAGAACUGCCCUCCCUAUGCCGGGAGGAAAGAAACAUUCUUAUCACCAGAGAGGGAGUUAAGUCUGGUAGAAUAUGUACAAAGAGACCUUGUUAAAAUAACUCUCAUCUUCCUUAAGUCUCCUCAUUUUAUUUUAGUUACUUUUCCACAAUUGCAAUUGCCACUUUUUGUUCAACCCAGUGUAUAAGCAUUUAGGUUUUGCCACUUCUUUGGGUCUUUGUUUCCUUCUGAAGACUCCAAGGUCACAGUAAAACACAUUAAAUAAAUGUCCAUGCUUUUCUCCUGUCAAUCUUUUUUAUGUCAAUUGAAUUCUCAGGCCCAGCCAAAGACCCUAAGAAGGUAGAGGUAAAGUUUUUGCCGCCCCUACAUUGGCAGCAGCCACCCAUGGCCCUUCUGAUCUUGGUCCCAGAAAGCAAUUCUCCACAGAAUUAGCCUGAUCACAAUAAAUAGCAAAGAAACUGCUAUCAGAUUAUUUAUUAUUUUUUAUGGGUCACUUAUAUCUUGCAUUCCAUGUUAUUAACGAAUUCAUUUUCUAUGGAUAUAUCCUUUUAUUUCAUUGAUAGCACUUAUUCUAGCAUUUUCUUGUCUUUUGUUUACUUAUUUACUGUCUGUCUCCCCUUAAUCCUGUGAACUCCAUGAUAGGCCCUUCCUGUCUUGGUCACUGGUGAAUCCCUGGCAUCUACUGCAGUCCUUGGCACACAGAAGGUGCUCAAUACUUAAGUAUUAUCCUGAUAGCACCCUAUAAGAUGUUCCUUCCUCUAUGGUUAUAGAUUAAUACUUUACAUUUGUAGAACUCUACAGUUUACCAUGUGAUUUCAACCAAUUUCUUACUCCUAUUUUUUUUGUGGGUGUGAGGAAGAUUUGCCCUGAGCUAACAUGUGUGCCAGUGUUCCUCUACUUUGCAUGUGGGAUGCCUCCACUGCAUGGCUGAGGAGUGGAGUAGGUCCCUACGUAGGAUCCGAACCUAAGUGGAGCAUGCAGGUCUUUAACCACUCGGCCACGGGCUGGCCCUUCUUAUUCCUAUUUUAAUCUUAUUGCCUACAUCAAAUUCAUUUCACCAGGCGGUGAAUGAGCAAUUUUAUGUGCAGCAGGGAAGUUAACAUUAUUUUCACUUGUUUUCUAUUUACUAAGGGGGGGGGGUGGAGAAUAAAUUGAGGUUAUUGGGCAGAAGGAAGCCGUCUGGGGCCUUCAAUGAAUGUAUUUUUCACCAUCCACUAAAGGGCUGGGUUCAGGGCACGCUCUAGGGAGGUCCGGCAGAAACGAUGAAUUUCCCCUCCGGAGCCCCCGAAAGGUUAGGUCGGUGAGACAGGAGAAGAGUGGGCGAACCCUGACAUUUGAGGCAGGGCGGGCGCAAGGAGGGAAAUUCUGACACCGACGUCCGUGAGGGGCCCCGGGGAUGGUUCACGUCUGCUCCCACCCCGUGCGAAAAGCCCCCCAAGCGUGGGCCACCCGGCACCACUCCCACGGGCGGCCGGGCGCCGAAAGUGGACCUGCCCACCCGCAGUGACGUAAGAGCCCCUUUCGCCGCCGGGGCGCGCGGCCCCGGGCGGCGACCGGAUUGGCCGCCCGCGGCGCAGGGGGCGGGGCGAGGCGCGUUCCCAGCCGCCCGCGCGCCGCGCACGAGCAGGCCGCGGUGGGCGCCGCUGCACGUUCGCGGCGGCCGGGAGCGGCCCCCUGGUGGGCGACGGGAAGUGUGGAACGACGCGGCCAGUCACGUCAGGGUCCUCGCCGUCCCGAGGCCACCGCCCUCUCACCUCAGCGACCCUGCGCGCUUCCGGGGAAGCUUGCGAGUGCGAGGCAGGAAGUGGCCGCUGCCCACCUCCUCCUCCCGGCUGGCUGGUGGCCGAAGACAGGGAUGCGCGAGGGCACGACGACAGUGACCGUGCCCGAGGUCCCCGCGCCUUGGGCGUUGGGAAGAAUCUCAGUCCGGUCUCUGCCGUGUCCAGUAUGGUCCUCGCCUCUUCGGUGGCAGGUUGGGAAAGCCUCCGCGUGCCUCGUUGGUUUCUCGCUUCCCGCAGGUGUUUUGCGGAAAAGUGUUGGUGCCCCGCGCGGCACUGAUUCCAGAAAUUAGCCUCGGGCUGUGAAGGCUGUUCGGGAUGGCGCAUUAUCUAUACAUGCCUCGCAAGACAGAAAACUCAUUCAGGAAGCACUCAGAGUGCCUGUCAUGUGCCCAGCCCUGCUCUGCGUGCCGGGGAUACAGCAGGGAAAAAACCAUGUCCCCUCUUCUGGAGCUUAUGUUCUAGUGGGGAGAAGACAGCAAUCGGCCGAUGCAGAAAUAGCUCUACGUGCCAGGGAUGUUUUAUUAUAAUGGAAACCCAGAAGAAGAAGGGGCAGAUUUUGUGGAGGAAGAAAUGGAUUGACACAUGAGUGGAAUUAUUUGAGUGGUAUUUGUGAAACCAGCUAAUUUGAUUAAAUUCUUUUGGAGUCUACUUUGCUAGUAUCAUAUCGAUGCAAGAUUUCAUCAUGGGAAAUGGCUAUUACAACAUAGUGGCUACUGUGCUAUUGGUCAUGAAUUUUGAGAGGACAAGAUCAAUAAGGCAGGAUUCCUGUGAUAACUGUCCAGCUGGUACUUACUGUGGGAAAAACAACAAUCAGACUUGCCUUCCCUGUCCUGCAAAUAGUUUCUCCAACAGAAGUGGACAAGAGGCCUGUGACAUAUGCAAGAAGUGUGAAGGUGUUUUCAGAACCAAGAAGAUGUGCUUCCCCACCAGCGAUGCAGAAUGUGAGUGCAUCUCGGGGUUCCACUGCUUCGGGGAAGGAUGCACCAUGUGUGAACAGGAUUGUAAACAAGGUCAAGAAUUAACCAAAGAGGGUUGUAAAGACUGUUGCUUUGGGACAUUUAAUGAUCAGAAAAGUGGCGUCUGUCGACCCUGGACAAACUGUUCUUUGGAUGGAAAGUCUGUGCUUGUGAAUGGGACGAAGGAAAGUGAUGUGGUGUGUGGACCAACGUUGGCCGACUUCUCUCCAGGUACAUCCUUCAUCGCCAUGCCUGCCCCUGCGAGAGAGCGAGGAGGUCACAACCCCCGGAUCAUCAUCCUCUUUCUCGCACUGACCUCCACGACAGCGUUGUUCCUGGUGUUCUUCCUCGUGCUCCGUCUCUCUGUUGUUAAACAGAGCAGAAAGAAACUCCUAUAUAUAUUCAAACAACCGUUUAUGCGACCAGCACAAACUGCCCAAGAGGAAGAUGCCUGUAGUUGCCGAUUUCCGGAGGAAGAAGAGGGAGAAGGUGGACUGUGAGCGGGGUCCGGGAAACGCUGGGGCUCUCGAGGAGGAUCCGAGGAGGAGUGCCAGACGAGACGCGCCGUCUUACCUUUCCAAUUGAAAACACGUCUUGCCUAAUACCCAGGAGAACCCCCUACAAGUUUUUUUUAAAUGCUAAUGAAUUGGCCUUUAAAAACGUACCGCUUCUAACAGAAGAGAAGUAGGAAACAGAGCUCAUAGGAGAGGGGCACGCUCAAGACACUGCUUAACAGGCUUGAGCUAGCUUUUUAGUUAAAUCUAAAGAGAAUUCUAUUUUAAAUUUAAUCAUGUAGGCCAGUGGUCUGACUAAAAUUAUAAUCAAAAUCAAUUCCAUUUUUUGUGUGUGCUAAUAUAACAUAUGACAAUAAGCCAUAAGAUGCAUAAAAUAUCCCCAACCAAAUUAUCUACUGGAUCAGCCAUUCAACACAGUGGCCUCUCCCACCGUGAGGGGAGAAUGGCGACAGCCCAAGGUUGGGGUCAAGGAGGAAACUCUCGGACCUUGUGGAAGAGUUCCGGAAGGGGUUGGGAUGUCCUUGCACACCUCGUGGUCCCUGGUCCUCACAUCGUCUGCUUUGCUCCUGCUCCCCAUGAGCCGGGGCUUAUGUUUUUUUAUCCUUAAAAACUUUAAUAAUAGUAUUGGAUGCACAUAAACUAAUGCAUGAAAUAGGUAUGAAGCACGUCCUAGAACGAAGAGCCAAGAGCCCAACCAGAGCACCAGAGCGGGAGCCGCCAGCUCCCAAGGGCCAGCUCUGAGACGCCACGUGCCUUUGUACGGCUUAGGAGCUGAGAAUGGUUUUGACGUAUUUACAUGGUUUAAAAAAUCAAAAGAAGAAUAAUAUCUCCCGACAUGUAAAAUUAUAUGAAACUCAAAUUUCAGACUCCAUAAAUGAAGUUUUAUUGGAACAUACAGCCACACUUAUUUAUUUACAUGUUGUCUAAGGCGGCCUUUGCGUUACAACAGCAGAGGUCAGCAGCUCUGACAGAGGCUGUGUGGCCUAGAAUAUUUACUAUCUGACCCUUUAUAGGGUCAAAGUCAAGGUCAGUGCAUCCAUCUGUGUGCUGCUCCCUCUCUCAACUUCCGUCUCCCUCCACCACCACCCACCCCGCGACCUUUCUGGGGAAUGUUGUCUCUCAUUUUCUUGCUUUAAAAAAAAAAAGUCAUUUAUUAUGUAAUUAUGUACCUUAAAAUUAUGUUAUUUAGUUUUGUUUGUUUUUAAGCUUUAUGAAAAUGGUUUAUACUGUAUGGAGACCUCUAUGACUUGCUUUAAUCACUCAAAAUUAUAUUUAUAAGACUCAUGCAUGUUAUUAUAUGCAACUAGAAUGCAUUCAUUUUGACUGCUAUAUAAUUUUGCAAAUAUACCAUAAUUUAUCAUCCAUUCUCUGA